Ochotona curzoniae (black-lipped pika) is the source of this 1770-nucleotide messenger RNA. RefSeq names its product solute carrier family 17 member 8 (gene SLC17A8). The transcript has 12 exons. Gene Ontology annotation, cellular component: synaptic vesicle membrane; excitatory synapse. Gene Ontology annotation, molecular function: neurotransmitter transmembrane transporter activity; L-glutamate transmembrane transporter activity. Gene Ontology annotation, biological process: transmembrane transport; monoatomic anion transport; synaptic transmission, glutamatergic. Lineage: Eukaryota; Metazoa; Chordata; Mammalia; Lagomorpha; Ochotonidae. The record is from RefSeq and is a predicted model, not a curated record. The coding region runs from base 1 to 1770 and encodes 589 amino acids.
AUGCCGUUCAAAGCUUUUGAGACAUUCAAGGAAAAAUUUCUGAAACCUGGGAAGGAAGGAGUGAAGAACGCCGUGGGAGACGCACUGGGGACUUUACAAAGAAAACUUGAUGGGACCAAUGAGAAGGAAGAUCACAUUGAACUGAAUGAAGAAGGAAGACCCGUGCAGGCCUCCAGGCCCAGGCCCCCGUUCUGUGACUGCCGCUGUUGUGGCAUCCCUAAGCGUUACAUCAUCGCCAUCAUGAGUGGGCUGGGAUUCUGCAUCUCCUUUGGGAUUCGGUGCAAUCUCGGAGUAGCCAUCGUAGAAAUGGUCAACAACAGCACCGUAUAUGUCAACGGAAAACCGGAAAUUCAGACAGCGCAGUUUAACUGGGACCCAGAGACAGUGGGCCUGAUCCACGGAUCUUUCUUCUGGGGCUAUAUUGUGACCCAGAUUCCAGGUGGUUUCAUUUCAAACAAGUUUGCUGCUAACAGGGUCUUUGGAGCUGCCAUCUUCCUAACUUCGACUUUGAACAUGUUCAUUCCGUCUGCGGCCAGAGUGCAUUAUGGAUGUGUCAUGUGCGUCAGAAUUCUGCAAGGCCUGGUGGAGGGUGUGACUUACCCGGCUUGCCAUGGGAUGUGGAGUAAGUGGGCACCACCUUUGGAGAGAAGCCGGCUGGCCACAACCUCCUUUUGUGGUUCCUAUGCAGGGGCCGUUGUUGCUAUGCCCCUGGCAGGGGUGCUGGUGCAGUACAUCGGAUGGGCCUCUGUCUUUUACAUUUAUGGGAUGUUUGGAAUCCUUUGGUAUCUGUUCUGGCUGCUGCAGGCCUACGAGUGUCCAGCCGCUCACCCAACGAUAUCCAGUGAGGAGAGAACAUACAUCGAGACAAGCAUAGGAGAAGGAGCCAACUUGGUUAGUCUAAGCAAAUUUAAUACACCGUGGAAAAGAUUUUUCACAUCCUUGCCAGUCUAUGCUAUCAUUGUGGCAAACUUUUGCCGAAGCUGGACCUUUUACUUGCUUUUAAUAAGUCAGCCUGCUUAUUUUGAAGAGGUCUUUGGAUUUGCCAUCAGUAAGGUGGGUCUCUUGUCAGCAGUGCCGCAUAUGGUUAUGACGAUUGUUGUACCUAUUGGAGGACAACUGGCUGAUUAUUUAAGAAGCAGAAAAAUUUUGACUACAACAGCUGUCCGAAAAAUCAUGAACUGUGGAGGCUUUGGCAUGGAAGCAACCUUACUCCUGGUUGUUGGCUUCUCCCAUACCAAGGGGGUAGCUAUCUCCUUUCUGGUGCUUGCUGUAGGAUUCAGUGGCUUUGCUAUAUCAGGUUUUAAUGUCAACCACCUGGACAUUGCUCCCCGCUAUGCCAGCAUUCUCAUGGGUAUUUCAAAUGGAGUGGGCACCCUCUCUGGUAUGGUCUGUCCCCUCAUUGUUGGUGCAAUGACCAAGCACAAGACCCGCGAGGAGUGGCAGAACGUGUUCCUCAUAGCAGCCCUGGUGCACUACAGUGGUGUGAUCUUCUAUGGGGUUUUUGCCUCUGGGGAGAAGCAGGAAUGGGCUGACCCAGAGAAUCUCUCGGAAGAGAAAUGUGGGAUCAUUGACCAGGAUGAAUUAGCUGAGGAGACAGAACUCAACCAUGAGACUUUCGUGAGUCCCAGAAAGAAGACAUCUUACGGAGCCACCAGCCAGAACUGUGAAAUCCAGGGAAAGGAGUGGAGGGGUCAAGAGGGAGUGAUCCUGGAAGAGGAAGAGUUGGCUUCCUACCAGAAUGAAGAGCAAAACUUCUCAGAUGCGUCCUAA